UUAUUUGUUACACAGAAAUGUGAUUGGUCAGUCACGAUACAACUAUUCAAACGAAGCAAUAUUGGUUCGUAUCUAUGAUUUGAUUUCCUCUUGCGUUUGUAAAAAUUUCCGCACGAUAUUAAUGAUGACUGCGUUGCUUUCAUCAUAUAAUCGUGAAUAGCAUUGCACAUGAUUCAUAACGCGAGUGCACUUACAAUUAGAAUACCGUUGAAUUUGUAUUUGCAAAAUAGAUGCUGUUUACUUGCAACUUUUUAACGAAUUAGUUUAUCUUGGUUGCAAGUAAAUACUUGGAUUAAUUAAGUAACUGCUGCGAGCGGAACACAGAUAGCGCGUAAAAAUAAACCACAGUGGAGCCGAAUGAUAAAAAGAACCAGUCAACUCAUACAUUAGUAAGAAUCAGCGCGGCGUACGAAAGUAAGAUCCGUAUCAUUAUUCCAGCAGUCAAAGCGCGUAGUGCUUGUUAAGUGGUUUUUUCAGCAGCGAGAGUGCGACUGAGCGAGAGAGUGUUUGUUCAAUUACGUAUAGAAGCUCGCAAGUAGAUAUCUGCCAGGGAGAUAUAGCAUUUUAUACAAGCAUAUUUUGACGAAGCACAAAGCAGCGAAUGCCGACGACGACGGGGCGGAGAGGGUGAAGGAAAUUGAGGUUAGGAGAUAGUAGUGGACGCACUAGUCGCAGAAGUAGCAAGUCUGAGUGUGACUGUGACGGUAGAGGAAAACAUCCUCUAUUCCGUCGGCUAUUUUGACGUUUGCGGGCAGAGGAGGAGAGACGCUGCUCGACGCCAUGAUGGAUGGAAUAUGCGACAGUACCGAGAUUAUCAACAAUGUUCCAACUAAAAAGACAAUCUCAAAUGAAUCCUCAGUCGAUCAACCCAAUUGUAAAGCGUUGUUGAUUGAUAUCUCGGAUGCACUUAGUGAAAAGGACAAAGUUAAGUUCACUGUGCACACUAAGACUACUCUGCCAGAAUUUCAGAAGUCUGAGUUCUUUGUUGUUAGGCAGCAUGAAGAGUUUGUCUGGUUACAUGAUAGGUUUGAAGAGAACGAGGAGUAUGCUGGUUACAUUAUUCCACCCUGUCCUCCAAGGCCUGACUUUGAUGCAUCCAGGGAAAAGUUGCAAAAGCUUGGUGAAGGUGAAGGUAGCAUGACUCGAGAGGAGUUUAUGAAGAUGAAACAAGAAUUGGAAGCGGAGUAUUUGGCUACAUUUAAGAAAACUGUUGCCAUGCACGAAAUGUUUUUAACUCGCCUUGCUCACCAUCCAGUGUUCCAAAAUGACCAUAAUCUUAGAGUUUUUUUAGAAUAUGACCAAGAUCUUUGUGUAAGAGGAAAAAAUAAAAUGGAAAUGUUUGGUGGAUUGAUGAAAUCGUUUUCAAAAACGAAAGAUGAAUAUUAUUUGUCAGCCACUGUGAAAGAUGUUAAUGAUUUCUUUGAUCAAGAAAUGACAUUUCUUACACAAUAUCACCAAAACUUAAAAGAAGCUACAAGUCGUGCUGAUCGUCAAACAGCUAAGCAUAAAGAUAUGGCGGAUUCUUAUAUAAAAAUUUCUACUAAUAUUUUACAAUUAGCUACUACAGAUGAUGGAAAACUCGAAAAAUUUUUAACGAAAAUAGCCGAGACAUUUGAAAAACUUCGGAAAGUCGAAGGUCGCGUUGCGUGUGAUGAAGAUUUAAAGUUAUCUGAUACUCUGCGGUAUUACAUGAGGGAUACCGCAGCUGGCAAAAGGCUAUUGAUCCGGAGGCUGAAAGCGUUACACGCUUACGAAACUGCGAAUAGAGCUUUGGAAAAAGCACGUGCCAAAAAUAAAGAUGUACAUGCUGCACUGGAGGUUGCAGAGGCGGAGCAAGCUCAGACCGAAGCAUGUACAAAGUUCGAGCAAAUGUCGGAAAAAGGAAAAGAAGAACUAAAUGAUUUCAAAACGAGGCGAGUUGCUGCCUUUAAAAAGAAUCUCAUUGACCUAACGGAAUUUGAAGUAAAACAUGCGAAGGCGCACGCAGAUAUGCUCAAAAAAUGUUUAGUAAUCCUCCAAAGCGAGUGAUUCGAAGAAAGUAAUUAACUAACCAUAAAGACUACGCUAUAAGUGGACAGAAUAAAUGGAUAUAAUGAUGUAUUUAAAAGAUUAAGAUAUUAUAUUGUAAAAUAUUAUAUUUUUUGUUAUUCUAAGCCGCAUUAGCGCGCCAAAUAAAAGGUUAAGCAUUGAGACAAGUAAAUUUACGUAUGCCGAAUGAUUAAUAAUAAGGGGUGAAUGUAUUUUUCUAUAUUUUUUUCAAGCUAUAUAAAUCAUAGGAAAAUAGCUUUUUGAUUAACUUUUUCAUACAAAAUGUGAUUGAUAAUAUUGGCAUUGAUAAAACAAUUGUCAUCUUCAAGUAAAAAUACGCGCAUGACAUUUAGAUCGUCUUCUUAUAUAUGUAAAGUCAAAAUGUUUUUCUCAUCUGUUAUGUUCAUUAAAUAUGGCUCUUUAAAUUAUUAUAUAAAUCAAAAUUUGAAUAUCAUACAAUACGUAUCGAUAAUAUUGUAUACAUGAUUAAUGUUUUCAUUAAUAUGAUGUAAUAAAAAAUGGAAAAUCAAUUCUGCUUAUUUUUACUUAAAAAAUUUAUAAAAUAGUAUUUUAGAUAAUGUAUA
This is a messenger RNA of Phymastichus coffea, 2612 nucleotides long. RefSeq names its product sorting nexin-6 (gene Snx6). Gene Ontology annotation, biological process: phagosome-lysosome fusion involved in apoptotic cell clearance. Gene Ontology annotation, molecular function: phosphatidylinositol binding. Lineage: Eukaryota; Metazoa; Arthropoda; Insecta; Hymenoptera; Eulophidae. The record is from RefSeq and is a predicted model, not a curated record. The transcript has 11 exons. Bases 781 to 2028 code for a protein of 415 amino acids.